Molecule: messenger RNA, 1662 nt
Organism: Aureobasidium uvarum
Lineage: Eukaryota; Fungi; Ascomycota; Dothideomycetes; Dothideales; Saccotheciaceae
Source: the annotation of a GenBank genome assembly
AUGGACAAGGCAGCCGAGCUUAUUGAGCACGACUUCACACUGCUCGGCGCUACAGCUAUUGAAGACAAGCUGCAGGACGGUGUCCCAGACACUAUCCACACCUUACAGACGGCUGGCAUCAAGAUUUGGGUCUUGACCGGAGACAGACAAGAAACUGCCAUCAACAUUGGCAUGAGUUGUAAGCUGAUCAGCGAGGACAUGACUCUUCUCAUUAUCAAUGAAGAGACUGCAGCCGCUACUAGGGACAACCUGCAAAAAAAGAUGAGUGCUGUGCAAAGUCAAUUCCAGGCUGGUAUUACAAUCGAAACUCUGGCACUUGUCAUUGAUGGAAAAUCUCUCACGUUUGCACUCGAGAAAGACAUGGAGAAGCUCUUCUUGGACCUGGCUGUUAUGUGCAAAGCUGUUAUAUGCUGGUACGUAUUUUUGUUUUCACCAUGGACAACACCUGCUGACCAUCUAUNNAGUCGUGUCUCACCGCUUCAAAAAGCACUUGUUGUCAAGCUGGUCAAGCGCCACAAGAAAGCCAUUCUCCUAGCCAUUGGUGACGGUGCCAAUGAUGUUUCCAUGAUUCAAGCUGCGCACAUUGGUAUCGGUAUCUCAGGUGUUGAAGGUCUUCAAGCAGCACGUUCAGCCGAUGUUUCGAUUGCGCAAUUUCGGUACCUCCGCAAGCUGUUGCUCGUCCACGGAGCCUGGUCAUAUCAAAGAAUCUCCAAAAUGAUCUUGUACUUCUACUACAAGAACACGGCACUUUUCAUGACCCAAUUCUGGUACUCUUUCCAAAAUGGCUUCUCUGGAGAAGUCAUCUUCGAAUCUUGGACGAUGAGUUUCUACAACGUCCUCUUUACAGUCAUGCCUCCCUUUGUUCUUGGUAUCUUUGACCAGUACGUUUCAGCUCGUUUGCUCGAUCGAUACCCUCAACUCUACCAACUCAGUCAGAAGGGUGUGUUCUUCAGAAUGCAUUCCUUCUUCAGCUGGGUAGCAAACGGCUUCUACCACUCUCUCAUCCUUUACUUUGUCUCUGAGCUUAUCUGGUUGUGGGAUGCACCGCAAAGCGAUGGCAAGAUUGCUGGACACUGGGUUUGGGGAACGGCUCUCUACACAGCAGGUCUCAUCACUACCCUUGGUAAAGCAGCUCUCAUCACCAAUCUGUGGACCAAAUACACUGUGAUUGCGAUACCUGGCAGUCUUGCAGUCUGGUUCAUCUUCUUGCCCAUCUACGCGACUGUUGCACCCAAGCUCGGAUUCAGCAUGGAGUAUGCCGGCGUUGUUCCAAGACUGUUCCCCAGUCUUACAUUCUGGUUGACGAUUAUUGUUCUUCCCGUCCUUUGCCUUCUUAGAGAUUACGCCUGGAAGUAUGCCAAGCGCAUGUACUAUCCUCAAGCGUACCAUCACGUUCAGGAAAUCCAGAAGUACAACAUCCAGGAUUACCGACCAAGGUGUGUAUUUCCCUUCUUGUUCGCAUUACCGAGGCCCACUGACAUCAAAAUANGGAUGGAGCAAUUCCAAAAGGCAAUUCGCAAAGUUCGUCAAGUACAGCGCAUGCGCAAACAGCGUGGUUACGCCUUUUCGCAAACCGAUGAAUCGCAAGCCAGAGUGUUGCAGGCUUACGAUACGACGAGAGAAAGAGGAAGAUAUGGUGAGAUGGCAAGUAGCAGGGACUAA